Fomitopsis serialis is the source of this 1226-nucleotide messenger RNA. RefSeq lists its product as uncharacterized. NCBI's taxonomy places the organism in Eukaryota, Fungi, Basidiomycota, Agaricomycetes, Polyporales, Fomitopsidaceae. The record is from RefSeq and is a predicted model, not a curated record. Bases 233 to 1027 code for a protein of 264 amino acids. The transcript is spliced from 5 exons.
AGCAGAUCGGCGGUUGAGCGGCCUGGUUGGCUGGCGGGUACACAAACGGGCGACGACGCACGGCGACCGCGAGCGUGCAGGGCAAAUGCCGAGCACGCAAACGCGACCGACGAACGGACGGCACGCAUGGGAAUAGGAUGGGCGAGACAAGUGCAAGACGGCGGGCGAGUCGACAGGUCUGCGGCCGGGGCACGGAAACACGACACUCGCCGACUACGAGCACACAGGCCGAAUGCGCUGCGUGCAAACGCAGCCGUCCCCUGUAGUUUCCUAUUUUAUUCGUCUCUCAAAUCUCAGGCCUUGUAAGGAUGCCCACACAACAACAACACGAAAUGCCCACGUCGGGACCCAACCCUGUAACUCCAAGACGCGCUCGGCUGCAUGCAGACCGUCUAUCACAGGAGGCGAUGAGUCCCACACGAUGGAGAACACCGUAUCACAACUUCUCUCGCCAGCAUACAGCCCCCACAAGCGAUCUCACAGCGCGGCGGUGCCGGCAUUCGGGCAUAGAGCAGGCAUUCCUCAGGUCUCGCAACAUCGAGUCGGACUCGAGAAGCACCAGCCACUGGAAGCGCUGCUCAGACGAUGUCAGACGACAGAUGCCUACCUGCUCAAGCGAUGCGAUGCGAGGAGGUUGGCGGUAGUGAUGACAUCUUUGGGUAAAUUCCUUUGGCGCCACCGUCUACGUCUACUGUUCGGCCAGGAACACAAGCACAGAACUGCAGAACACCAACCAUUCGAUGCUAUGCACAUUCAUUCGCUAAUCUUGUUCGCAUUCGCAUGGCACGCGACUGGGAGCAGACAUGUCGACGAAGAGACCAUUGAUCGCGCCUGCUUACUCGCUCAUUCUCGCACACAGACGCAGGGCAUUAAUGCUACUCGCUUCGCGUGGCCGACCGUAUUCGUCACUGCCUCAUGCACAGCACGAACAUGGCAGUGUACUGAGUGGCCUUCUAAGUUAGCAAGGGGCUCGAGCUACGGUUCUAUGUUUCUGCGGACUCAUACUGUACGUACACGGUACAGUUGAAUAUGCAAUAGCAGUCCAUCAAGGUUCUGACUUUUUCGAGUGACUACCGAUACUGUGGCACCGGUGGACUCGGGAGACACAGUCAGCUACAGAACCUUGAAGCCUCUACGCCCAUCGACAUCAAGAAGCCUAGUUACUACAUGUGUCACUUUCCUUGGCAUCUCAAGACGGCCAUGAAUGUGGUGAAAUACCGCACGCC